Molecule: messenger RNA, 1068 nt
Organism: Rhinocladiella mackenziei CBS 650.93
Lineage: Eukaryota; Fungi; Ascomycota; Eurotiomycetes; Chaetothyriales; Herpotrichiellaceae
Exons: 2
Coding region: 1-1068 (355 amino acids)
Source: RefSeq, a predicted model, not a curated record
AUGCCUGCUCCACUCGCUCGAGGAAUAAUCAUCACGGUCAGCGUGCUGGUAGCGGCAAGUUUGGCCGCCUAUGAGAACCCUCAAGUGCGAGCAUGGAUCGAUCGAACCAGACGCAAGAUUGCUAUGGGCCUUCACUCACUCGGCGACGAAAUCCACCCAAAACCACGACCUCGCCGUACGUCGACCGAUGUCUCAAUGCGCGAGGAGAAAGGUGAAAUGGCGGAAGCCCGGAGACAGCGAGCGAUCGCUGAGAUCAUGGAACGUGGUCGCAUCAUAGAAGAAAGAAGAAAGAGGAGGAAAGUCGUCAGUCCUGAUCAAGCCCCUAUACCGAGUUUUGAUACAAUGGUGGACGAAAAUGGGGUGCUGUUGAAGCCCUUAGAAGACCAUCAGCCCACACCAAUGGCAAGCACAUCUGGUAUCGACGCUCUGGCUCAAUCCGGGACCCUGCGCCAGAGGACAGGGGGAUCGAAAUCAGAGGCCACUCCUUCAGCCCUGUGUGAGUCUGUGGACGCUUCUCUUCCUUUGAGACACUUGCCGCAAACGCCUGUGAAUCACGCUGAGCAGAACAAUCCAUUUGAAUCGAGGUACGAGCGGGAAAUGCGUGACGCUUGGCAUAUCCCUCUCUCAGAACGACACAUCGAGAUUCCAUCAAGCCAUGCAUCUGAAAGCCUGAUUGAGCUUACACCGACUACUGAGGACGCCCCUGACCCUGAUUUCUCCAUCCCGUCCGCCGAAUAUCUUCACCACCCACUGGAACGGACAGAAUAUUUUUCUGCUGCGGCGUCAAACUCCACACACACCUUGUCAAACCACGAGUUACACACUUCUCUUCCGGUCCAGAGUACAUAUCCGAAUCUCCCUGGAGCGGUUCCGGAUCAAUCUUCUCCCAACAGCCACACUCCCGCCUCGACUACCCCUAGCAUCAAUGCGAGUGUUGGUGAUAUUCAUGCAAGCGAAGCGGAAGGAAGCGCCGAUGAUUUCCUGAGUGAAAUAGGAGACGGUAUUCGUACACCUGCAAGUUCUUGGACUGAAGUUGAUAGUACAGCCAGUGGCGAUUUCAACUUGUAA